This is a messenger RNA of Myripristis murdjan (pinecone soldierfish), 2394 nucleotides long. RefSeq names its product annexin A11a (gene anxa11a). The record is from RefSeq and is a predicted model, not a curated record. Gene Ontology annotation, biological process: phagocytosis; cytokinetic process; negative regulation of coagulation. The transcript is spliced from 15 exons. Gene Ontology annotation, molecular function: phosphatidylserine binding; calcium-dependent phospholipid binding; calcium ion binding. Bases 162 to 1793 code for a protein of 543 amino acids. Gene Ontology annotation, cellular component: vesicle membrane; cytoplasm; nucleus. Lineage: Eukaryota; Metazoa; Chordata; Actinopteri; Holocentriformes; Holocentridae.
UGGAUGGCUGUCCGUCAGUGGCCUCUGACGGGAAGAUGGGUGGGUUCCGCACAUGGAAAAUAUGAGUCCCACCCACAUUAGUUAAAUACAGCCAGGACCAACUACGGCUAAAGCAAUAGUCCACCAGGAAGAGACUGCCAGCGGAAGAGAAGUUUGAAGCCAUGAGCUAUCCUGGAUACCCCCCUCAGGGUGGCAGCUACCCCCCGCAGCCUGGGGCUUACCCCCCGCAGCCUGGGGCCUACCCACCCCAGCCUGGAGCGUACCCUCCCCAAGCAGGAGCCUACCCACCUCAGGCAGGUGGCUUCACCCCACAGGCUGGCUACCCUCCACAGGCUGGGGCCUACCCACCUGCACCACCAGCAGGCAGCUGGGGAGGUGGGCCUACUGGUGGUUAUCCCUCUAUCAGUCUUGACAACCUACCCAACCCUGGAUUCAACCCUGCCAAUCUUCCUGCCAUGGCCAACCAGAUCUCUGCGGCCAUGGGGGGGUUUACACCAAACCCGUCCAUGUUCCCCCAAGCUCCUGGGGGGUACCCACCUGCCCCUCAGCCUGGUGGGUAUGGUGCCCCCUCCCCUAACCAACAGCCAUAUGGCCUGUACCCGCAGCCAGGAGGGACCAUGCCUCAACCCCAAGGCCCAGGGAUGGGAUACCCUGGGCAGGCUGGGCAGCCAGGCCAGCCGAUGCCUGGGUAUCCUCGUGCACCAUCACCCAACCCGUCCAUGCCCGGUUAUGGAGCUGCACCAGCACCAAUGCCAGGAUACCCUAAGGCCCCAUCACCCAAUCCAUCCAUGCCAAGCUAUGGAGGUGGAGCCAUGCCUGUAGCUCCAGCAGUCAACAGAGGAUUCAGGGGAUCAAUCAAGGAUUUUCCUGGAGCUGACCCACUGAAAGAUGUGGAGGUCCUGAGAAAGGCCAUGAAGGGCUUUGGAACUGAUGAGCAGGCCAUUAUUGACUUACUGGGGAGUCGCUCCAACAAGCAGCGUGUACCUCUGCUCAGGACCUUCAAAACUGCCUAUGGGAAGGAUCUGAUUAAGGACCUGCACUCAGAACUUUCUGGGGACUUUAGGAAGCUGGUCAUGGCCAUGCUGAAGACCCCUGCUGAGCUUGAUGCCUAUGAGCUCAACAGUGCCAUAAAGGGAGCUGGAACUGAUGAAGCCUGCCUAAUAGAGAUCCUGUCCUCUCGUUCCAAUGCUGAAAUCAAGGAGAUUACCAGUGUUUAUAAAAGAGAAUACAAGAAGUCACUGGAGGAUGCCAUCAGUGGAGAUACCUCAGGUCACUUCCGCAGGCUCCUGAUCUCACUUGCCCAGGGUAAUCGUGAUGAACGAGAAACAGUGGACAUUGCUUUAGCCAAGCAAGACGCUCAGGCCCUCUAUGCCGCUGGAGAGAACAAGCUGGGAACUGAUGAGUCCAAAUUCAAUGCCAUUUUGUGUGCCAGGAGCAAACCCCAUCUCAGAGCAGUGUUUCAUGAGUACCAGCAGAUGUGUGGCAGGGACAUUGAGAAGAGUAUCGGCAGAGAGAUGUCUGGAGACCUUGAGAGUGGCAUGCUAGCAGUGGUCAAGUGUAUUAAGAAUACACCUGCCUACUUUGCUGAGAGGCUGUACAAGGCCAUGAAGGGAGCUGGAACCAAAGACAAAACCCUGAUCCGGAUCAUGGUGUCCCGCUCUGAGGUUGACAUGCUGGAUAUCCGCCAGGAGUAUAUGAAAAACUACGGCAAGUCGCUGUACACACACAUUUCUGGAGACACAUCAGGAGACUAUAAGAAACUGCUAUUGAAGCUCUGUGGAGGCAGUGACUGAAGAAAGAAGUACCACGUGUGCAAUAUCAUUGGACGUGCCCUCAAAUAUCUGUUUACCGGCUGAUCUAUACUAUGCACCACAAUUUGCAAAACUGCAUGCCAUGCCACUGCUUUCAAUGCAAUUUCUAGUAUCAAGAACCUCAUAUAUCAUUGCUAUAUUUUUUCUAUGUUAUGUGCAAAAGGGCUUUUUCACAUGUGAUAUAUCGCUGUCAGAUAUUUGAGUUGAGUACAUAUGCACUAAGAUUAGAUUUGUAAAAGAUUACAGUUGGAUUUUAAGAACUAUAUAUUUUUAGAAGCAUUAUUUUGGAUUGUGCCAAUGUUAUGCGAUAUCUAACAUAAACUAUGACACAUCAGAAAAAGAGGCAGCAGCUAAGUACCAAAGUAGUUGUUUAAUGUUUGCAUUUAUGUAAUCUUUUAUACUUUUUCUGUACUUUCACUAUAUUUGUUUAUCACAAAUGUGCUGUAUUUGCAGAUGGCUUUAAUUUUCAUUUACAUGUAUCUCUCUAUGCUUAUCAGUGUACCAUACAUGUAAAACAUGUGGAAUUACAUUUAAAAAAAAAAAAAAAAAAAAGUUCGCUUUUAUCAUCAUGAGUAUCAGAAAA